CUCGAGCCAGACUUGUUCUCUGAGAGGGAGAAUAUCGCUGUUCGUUCCAUACCACCAAGUUUCUUCUUUCCCCUCGUUUAGGGCCUUACACUCUUUUGCAUCACCACGUUCAUUCACAAACUUUAGUCACUCCUUUUCAGACUUACACACACUCUUUUUUACCCUGAAUCUGGAAUUCAUCAUGAAGGGACUCAUCCUCAGCACCGCUCUCGUCAGCGGAGCUAUGGCCGCGGCCGGCCCCUACAUGCCCUGCGGCGGCAAGGGAUUCACCGGCGAGACGACCUGCGUGUCCGGUUACACAUGCACAGUCCAGAACGAUUACUACAGCCAGUGCGUCCAAGGAAGCGCCGGCGGCGCCGUCAGCGCUCAGGCCCAGGCCACCACCAUGAAGACAUCGACGAGACGGUCUUGUAAGUCCAAAUCGGCUUACGCCAGCGACGUCGCGCCUCAUGUGCCCACGACGACUAGCUCGCCUUCUUCGACCUCGGCCCCGGUCGUUGCCGUUUCAUCACCCGCGAAGCCCGUUGACACCAAGCCAGCUUCGUUGACGUCUACUCACGCCGCCUCCAUCGUUAUACCGGCCAAGUCCUCUUCGGCUGCCCCCGUCAAGCCCUCGGCUACUUCAGCCAAGCCUUCUGCCGCUGAGGUGAAGCCUACCACCACGGCUGCCAAGCCCUCGACUACCGCUGCUUCCGUCACCACCAAGGCUACUUCGUCCUCGAAGACUGCCGCCCCUACCUCGGCGUCCGCCCCUGCUGCGUCCGCUUCUUCAACCCCCGUCAAGAGCGGAAAGUUCAAGUGGUUCGGUAUCAACCAGUCCGGUGCUGAGUUCGGUACCGGUGCUAUUCCCGGUGUCGUUGGCAAGGACUACAUCUUUCCCGACACCAACUCCAUCACGACACUCAUGAACGAUGGAUACACGACCUUCCGGGUCAGCUACCUCAUGGAGCGACUCGUUCCCAGCGGUCUCACUGGCUCAUUCGACGCAGCCUACCUCGCCGGCCUGACCAAGGCCAUUGAGCACAUCACCUCCUCCGGCGGCUACGCCGUUCUCGACGCCCACAACUACGGCCGCUUCCAGAACAACAUCAUCACCGACACCGCCGCCUUCAAGACCUACUUCACCAACCUGGCGACGCAGUUCAAGUCAAACGCCAAUGUCGUUUUCGACACCAACAACGAGUAUAACUCCAUGGACCAGGACCUCGUCUUGAAGCUCAACCAGGCCGCCAUUGACGGCAUCCGUGCCACUGGCUCCACGAACUGGAUCUGGGCCGAGGGUAACUCCUGGACCGGUGCCCACAGCUGGACGAGCGUCAACGACAACAUGAAGGGCCUGACGGACCCCCUCGACAAGACCGUCUACGAGAUGCACCAGUACCUCGACAGCGACAGCAGCGGUACUUCCGCCGACUGCGUUUCCGCCACCAUUGGCGUUGAGCGUGUCAAGGACGCCACCGCGUGGCUCCGCACCAACAAAAAGGUCGGUGUUCUCGGCGAGUUCGCUGGCGGCGCCAACGCUCAGUGCAAGGAGGCCGUCGCCGGUCUGCUCGACUACCUCCAGGAGAACAGCGACGUGUGGCAGGGAGCGGCAUUCUGGGCCGCGGGCGCGAUGUGGGGCUCGUAUAUGUUCUCCUUUGAGCCCGAGACGGGCACUGGAUACAACUACUACAACGAGUUGUUGAAGACCUACCAGUAGAAGGGGAGGCAUAACCGCUAUGCCUAUGGCCUAAGGAGGCAGCAUCAACUCAAAGAGAAGUUGAGUUUAAUUUCUUCUGUAUAAAGUAAAACGUUUUCAGAACACCCCAGAGCGGAUGGCUGGAUCUGUGGCUGAUGGCUUGAGAUGUCGCGAUGGCUUCAACCAUCCAAGGGUCGGGACACGUCGCGUGACCCGACUACAUUAUCAUAACGCCGAACGAUGGAAGACUCUAGCGCAGCCAGAUAUUUCAAUUCUUGUAUUUAACAAUUCAAUCAAUACCUGCGCUGACAGGCAAAUCAUUUCGGUGCCCAUUUGACGCCCCUUCUCAAUCCUCAUGAUCGGAUGCUCCCGGAUGUGGAAGGUGCUCACUCUCCCAGCUACAGUUCAAUGCCUCUAAGAAGUCUCCUUCAAGCUUUUCUAAGAUCAGCUAAAGUACC
This is a messenger RNA of Colletotrichum godetiae, 2136 nucleotides long. RefSeq names its product glycoside hydrolase superfamily. Gene Ontology annotation, cellular component: extracellular region. Lineage: Eukaryota; Fungi; Ascomycota; Sordariomycetes; Glomerellales; Glomerellaceae. The transcript is spliced from 2 exons. Gene Ontology annotation, biological process: glucan catabolic process. Gene Ontology annotation, molecular function: hydrolase activity, hydrolyzing O-glycosyl compounds; cellulose binding. Bases 182 to 1699 code for a protein of 505 amino acids. The record is from RefSeq and is a predicted model, not a curated record.